UAUGCCCAACAGAUUGAAGAAGUACAUGCGGAUGUGACUUACUAUUACAAGAUGGCUAAAGGUCGCUUUGAAUUGUAUAGUAUUGUUGGAGAGAUCCAUGGAAGUGGAUUUCUGCUUGCUUAUUGCUUAAUGAAUACAAGUGAAGUAAUGAAUUUAUUCAGACAAAAUUACUCAUAG
Messenger RNA from Paraglomus brasilianum, 177 nucleotides. NCBI's taxonomy places the organism in Eukaryota, Fungi, Glomeromycota, Glomeromycetes, Paraglomerales, Paraglomeraceae. The record is from the annotation of a GenBank genome assembly.